Molecule: messenger RNA, 3213 nt
Organism: Neurospora crassa OR74A
Lineage: Eukaryota; Fungi; Ascomycota; Sordariomycetes; Sordariales; Sordariaceae
Gene: nmr
Product: nitrogen metabolic regulation protein nmr
Exons: 1
Coding region: 1129-2595 (488 amino acids)
Source: RefSeq, a predicted model, not a curated record
AGGGGACCUCCUUGCUAUUAAACCGCAGUCCGUCCAUACGCUCGCGCUUCUCUCGUUCUUGUUUCGAUUUCAAUCCCUCUUGCCCGCUGCUGUCAACGUCCUGCUGCUGGGUACUUCCGAGAUCUGAGUUUUUUUCUGCUGUGUUGGACGGCCUUUCCCGAGUUCCCUAUCUUAUCGGCUGCCCAUAGGCAUCUGUAAGAUCUCGCCCACAGGCAUCUUUUGUCGAUUUGAUCUUCGAAUUCCGGGUCCCCGCCCCUGAGUUGGCAACGCAGCAGACGACAUCGUUUUCAGACACUACAACAGGUACGAGGAACUUGUACAUAAAAAUAAGUGUACUUACAUUAUCUUGCUUGCUGCCGUCCAGUUGGCUCUCACUGAGCCCUCACCUCCCCUGCCCUGUCGUCUUUCCCAGUUCCCCGUUCUGCCCGGCCGCCUGCGGUUUCUCACCCACCCGACCUACUAUCCGUCCAAUUGCCCCCGCAGUGACAACCAGCACUCAGUGCAGCACGCAGUACCUACCUACCUACAGCACGCAGUACAUCUCUAACACCGCUGCCAUUGGAACCCCGCUGAUAGAUAAACGACGGGGCAAGAAAGAAAAGAGAAGAAUACGCCAUCGACGCAGCAGCACGAUACCGCCAUUCCAUCCGCGGUACACGGGGCCACUGUUCCGCCAGCAAGCACAUCAGCAGACCAAGAGCAACCCAAUCGAACCGCUGCCCUGCACUUUCUGGGCUGUUUCCUGUCCUCGGUCGCAUUUCACUCACCGGUAUCGCCUACGCCGCCCUUGCGCUUCCAGAUCCACGAUCGCCCGGUCUCGUGCUUGGCUCAACUUUUUUUUUUUUUUUUCCUCUCUUCUAACGGCCCAUCAUCAUCACCCUCCCCUGCUGCUCUGCUUCCGAGAACUUAAAGGGUCGCAACGGGAACCUACAGUGGUGGUCGCAACAGGAAAUUCAAUAAGCGCAUUAAGCAACAGGCAAGAGCGUCUUUGCGCCUGUUCGGAAAGGACUCCUGUUUUCUGGGGAGACACAGCAUCUCUAGCCGGGCUCUCUUCGUCGUAGAAAAAGUUUGAGACAGGCAGGGAAUCUUUGGGAGGACGGUGAAACCCGUCCAUCACACUAGCCCACCAUGCCGGCCGAAAUUCUAUCAGAGCUACCAUUGAGGCCAGCACCGAGAGACAUCAAAAUCCCCAACGCCAUGCACAAUGAAGAGAGGCGGCACAAACACUCUCGCUCCUCCUACUCAGAAAUGUCCCCUCUCAUGUCGCGAAACAACUCUCUGACUUGGCGUCCUGCCAAACGCCCCAUGCCGACCCCCGAUAAGACGAUUGCGGUCAUCAACGCCGCCGGCCGACAGGCUGCUUCUUUCAUCAGAGUAGCCACUGCCGUUGGCUUCCACGUACGAGCCCAAAUGAGGAAUCUCGAGGGUGUUGUGGCCACCGAAGUGUCGACGAAUCCCAACGUUACCGUUCUGCAGGGCGAGCUUUACACCAAAGAGACCCCUGCGGAAAGUGAUAAGGGACAAUGUGUCGACGUCACCAAGAAUGGUCCCAUCUCCGGCAUCGGCGUGAACGACGCCCUCAUCUCCGAACUCUUCAGAGGCGCUCAGCUUGCCUUUAUCAACACCACUUUCUAUGGCGACGAGGAAAGGAUUGGCAUGGCCCUGGCAGAUGCUGCUAAGAAGGCCGGAGUCCAACACUACGUCUACUCCUCGAUGCCCGACCACCAUGCCUACAACAAGGAUUGGCCAUCACUACCGCUCUGGGCGUCAAAGCACCGUGUGGAGGACUAUGUGAAGGAGAUUGGUAUUCCGGCAACCUUUGUCUACACCGGCAUCUAUAACAAUAACUUCACCUCGCUGCCAUACCCCCUCUUUUGCACCGAUCUGCAGCCGGACGGAUCGUGGAUCUGGCAAGCACCCUUCCAUCCAAACGCCAAGCUCCCGUGGCUUGAUGCUGAGCACGAUGUUGGCCCGGCUAUUCUGCAGAUUUUCAAGGACGGCGUCAAGAAGUGGGGUGGAGGCAAGCGCAUCGCACUAGCAUACGAGAUGCUCACACCUCUAGAAGCAUGCGAGGUCUUUUCCCGGGGUGUCGGCCGACCGGUACGGUACGUCCGCGGACCGAUCGAGGUCAAGGUCAAGAUUCCCGAGGGCUAUCGAAUCCAGUUGGAGGCGCUCGAGGAGCUCUUUAACCUGCACAACGAGGAUCCCGAGAAACAACCACCAUACUUUGGCGACAUUGAGCUUGAAAGAAGCUGCCCUCGGGCGGCUCUGGAACUGUGGGAAGGUCCAAGAGGACUGGAGGAGUACGCCCGCGAAGUGUUCCCGCUAGAGGAGCAAGCCAACGGCCUCACAUGGAUGAUCGAGGAGUAUGACGGGGGCGGCGGGAAUAAUAUCGGCAAUAAUCAUAAUAAUCACCACCAACAGGAGGAACAUUACCAGCACCAAAACGGACAUCAAAAUGGUCACAAUGGGAUCAAUGGGCAUAUCGUAAAUGGUGGAGUUGAUUCCGAGAGCGAGGAGGAAGACUCCGAUUCGGAUGACGAGGGAUUGGUGAUGCGAGGGAACAAGCGGGCUGAUGAGGAAUGGCUCGCGUAGCAGGCAUCCAUCCACAUCCACGCAAUCGACUGUUGGUAAGAAGGGGAGCAUGACAGAGCAUCAAGGGGAGCAAAUGGAAACAACAAUACCCAUCUUCUUACUGUUAUCAAAAUUUUCUUCCUUUUUUUUUGGGGGGUGAAAAGGCAAAAAGAGAGUUCACAAAAGCUGGAGUCGGCACCGGGGACUUGUUCAUUGGGGUCUGUGAUAUCAUCUUUUUUCUUUUCUCAAUUUAAGGAUCAUCGGAAAGGAAUGUCUUGUCACCACACACAUACGCGCAAAAUACAUGGUAAAUGGGUGUGGUUAUCGCAUUGUGUAAGCGGCGUGUGGCGCGCAAGGGACAUCGUCAUGGAGGUUAAUCCAGGGGCCAUGUCAGGUUUAAGGUCAAUGGCGUAUCAAAGAGUGAGGGAAUGGGACAAACGAGCUGUCUAUCUAUUAAGACGGCUUUGGUUGGAAUUACUACAACGAUAGUGUACACUACAAAGGUCUGCAUAUGUCCGUCUUUACGGUCAUCACACUUUUAUACGUAUUUGACUGUCGGUUGACGGCCUCACUACACACACUUUGGUGUUUGAAGAGAUAAAAACUGGACCUUACCUAUAUCAAUGCAGCACAAACACU